Symbiodinium natans is the source of this 1218-nucleotide messenger RNA. The record is from the annotation of a GenBank genome assembly. NCBI's taxonomy places the organism in Eukaryota, Dinophyceae, Suessiales, Symbiodiniaceae.
AUGGAGAAGAAGGAGAGUGCGCCGGCAGAAAGCAGGCCCAGCCCUUUCUGGAGUGAAGAAGCGCAGAGAAAGUUUAUGGAGACCCACGGGGACCGAGAUACUCAACGACCUGCAAUCCUGGAAAAGUACGAGCAGACAGCGACGCGGCAUGAAGAGCAACAGCUUCGAGAACCACCAUAUGAACAGGCACAGGCCUCGUCAUCCACGAGUUUGGAUGAUGCAAAGAAGCCUGUUGUCGUCAAUAGUUCUGCUGAGAGUGAUUCAGGUGGAGGAGCAAAGGCCCCAUCGGUGGAAAAUCUUUCUAUGAUUGCCAAAGUGCAAGCUCGUGCGGACGGUUCGCCGGACCGUCUUAGCUUGGGAAUGGAAAGUGCCUAUAGUGGAAAGUCUGCCUCUUCACGACAUGAGACCCUGGGUCAGGAAGGCGUUAAGCCAGAGCCAGAGAUUAUAGCUGAAUCUCGGGAAACUGAACCAAGAUCUCCAGGGGAACCUGGUAUGACAUUUCAGGAGCCCGCGAUGGCUCAAUUGCUACGCCAACUGAGUGGCUUAGUCACUCAGGCCCUGCAGGAGCAAGUGGCGCCAACGCUUCAGCAAGUGCUGGUGAAUCAGGCGCAACUUGAAUCCCGUUUGGAUCAGAUGGAAGUGGCUUCCAGACCAGCUUCUACAGAUGGAGAUGGCUUGAUUGAGCGUACGCGAAUGCUAGAGCUCAGUACUCCAACUGAGGACGUCAAGACAAGCCAUUUUCCCGUGAUGUCUAGUAGUGGAAGCGUGGAUAGAGUCAAUGCGCUAGGUGUACAGUCUAUUCGCCCCAAAGCUGAGCAGGCGGAGGUUCCCCAUGAAGUCCAGUUGGAAGGUGGCAAACCUGAAGCUGGUGAUGACCAAGGACCUACCCUUCCCUCUAAAGGCACCGUAUGGGUGGGAACGACGGAAUAUGCCUGGCGAGUAUCAGCUGGCGGAUUGAAAUUAGUACCAGUGCAAACACAGCAGCAUGAAGCAGAUCAGCAACCUGUGCAAGAGUUCGGUGUACGGGCAGCAGGUAGUGGUGGAAGUGUACCUACGGACAGAAUCUUCAGCAAUAGGGCAGUGUCACCGUUUGAGCGUUACCCUGGCACGAGAUCAGAGCCAGGUGCAGUGGGGCUGCGGGUAAAGGGACCGGGAAUAGGAGUUCAAGCAGGGAGGUUCAAGAGGGCGGGCGUUCAGAUGUUCACAGUCGUCCGGUAA